Messenger RNA from Tremella mesenterica DSM 1558, 630 nucleotides. RefSeq lists its product as uncharacterized. The record is from RefSeq and is a predicted model, not a curated record. NCBI's taxonomy places the organism in Eukaryota, Fungi, Basidiomycota, Tremellomycetes, Tremellales, Tremellaceae. The annotation marks the transcript as partial. The transcript has a single exon.
AGAGACGUAAGACGGAAAAGAUGAAAGGACAGGAAAUGGAUUUAGGUGAUGAAAUGGGAGAAGGAAGUUAUGAGCAUCUUCAACCUAAUCCAAUGGUCGAACCUUAUCGUCCUGUUGGAAGUUUUGUCGCUCCUCCUGGUGUUUUGGAUUCACAAUCAUAUUCCGAAAUUCAAUCUCAGACACAAACACAAUCUCCAUCAGAAUCACAAUUCACUCCACAAUCCCCUAGACGUCAGACCACUUUAACCGACUACACAUCCACACAUCGUACUUCUGCCGGAUUCGCAGGACUUGGAGCAGGUCUACCUGAAUGGUCUGAUCCGAUCGAUUCAACAGCGGGACCAUUACCUACUAAGAAUUCACUUUCUGUUCGAACCCCAUCAGGUCAAUCGUCAGAACCCAGGACUCCAACGGGGAUGAGAGUUGUCAACCAUGAUUCACCUGAUUCGUUGCCUGUCACACCUAAUAGAGUCUCACAGGUAUCUCCUCGAGUACCAACAUUUAGAAGACACGAAGAUGCUGGGAGGGUAGAGAUGAGGGAAGAUAUAGUGGAUUUACCUCCUUUGUAUACUGAUGUACCUAGGGAUGAUAUACCGGGUUGAGUAAGAAGAUGCAUUGUUGAAUUCAUUG